Messenger RNA from Necator americanus (New World hookworm), 270 nucleotides. RefSeq lists its product as uncharacterized. The transcript has a single exon. Lineage: Eukaryota; Metazoa; Nematoda; Chromadorea; Rhabditida; Ancylostomatidae. The record is from RefSeq and is a predicted model, not a curated record. The coding region runs from base 1 to 270 and encodes 89 amino acids.
AUGACACUUCGCCAUCUUUGGCGCAGAGAAUGGAUAUCAACUCUCGGAACUGAGCUGAUUCGAGUCGCAGAGUUUGAUCAUCCAAAAUCGGACCUUAUGAAGGGAUUCGACGAUAGAUGGACUGAAAGAACGCUAGAGUGGACUCCAGGAGGUGCUGAAUGCUCUCGAGGGAGGCCGCCGACGAGAUGGGGUGAUGUGUCUGCUGCACCGCUGGACCAGCUGAGAGCUCAGUGGAAUGCGGCUGAACGACCUCGUCUGAGUCACUCAUGA